UGCAGCCACACCUCGAGCAGCCGAGCCGCGAGCAGCUGAGCCGAGGGAAAGUGAGGCGAGGCGGCAGGACGGAGCGAGCAGUGCAGGGAACUCAGGAGCAGAAACAGAAAAAAGUCGAGGCCGAAGCUGCAGUCACUUUGGAAAACCACAUUUUGGAUUUUAAAAAGUAAAAGUGUGUAUCCUGUCUGAACGCCGGGUUUCUGGAUUGUGUAUCUGAGGGAAACCACCUGACGUCUUCCCGCCUCCACCUGCAGGACUCGCUGGAUUUUACGUUUUCCCGUUUAUUUUUGUUUGUUGUUCGGCCCGGUGGCUGCCGGCGUCCCGAGGAGCUCCCGUCCUUCCUGCUCGGUCUCUCCGUCGGGACGCUUCGUGCUGUUUGGGUUUGUCUUUUCCGGGCGGCGGUGGCUGGAUGCCUCAGGACUUCCCCCCCGUCUCAGCAGCUGCACUUCCCUCCCCGGCCUGCAGGGCGGCGGCAGAGAGCAGCCGGGCGCUGGAGAGGCGGAGGCUCGGCAUGAGCGAGUUCUGGCACAAGAUGGGCUGCUGUGUGGUGGCCAAGCCCCCGCCGAAGAAGAAGAGGAGGAAGAUAGACCGCAGUAUGAUUGGAGAGCCGACCAACUUCAUGCACCUCACACACAUCGGCUCUGGAGAGAUGGCCGAGGGACUACAGCCGUCAGGGUCGGUGCAGGAGCAGAUGAGGUCUAAAGGCCCCAGUAUGAACGGCAGGAACAGCCUCUUAUAGCCGGAGUGUAAAGAACCAACCCAGGCCAUAAAGACGACCCCCCACACAAACCACCAUCAUCACCUCUGAACCAAACAGACCACCUCGGACCCCCAGCCGGACCCCCAGCCGGACCCCCAGCCGGACCCCCAGCCGGACGGUUGGACCCCCUGCUGACCGAAGCUGAAGUGCCUUUGAGCAAGGCGCCGCACCCCCGCCCAGCCUGCAGGGGGCGCCGCUCUGCUCCGCCCAAAGAAAGAAAGACCGGAUUCUCCCUGUAGGAUCACGAACGCGCUCCCUCCUGUGCAGAUGGGAUUUAAUUUAAAGGAACAGUUACACUAAUUUUACACCAGCCUGGAUUAAAAUAAAUGAAUAAAUAAAUGAAUAAAUAAAGUGCUGGCCACCGGCUCGCAUGUUUGCCGGCUGGCUAGCUGCUGUGUGACCAGGAGGACUCCAUCUCCCAGCAUGCCUUUCAGGACCCCCUGCUUCACACACACAGCUGUUGUGUUGUGUCACAUCAGGAGAUGGAGGACUCGUCCAAAUUUUUUUUUUUAUUUCCAAGUUUAAAAUCCAGCGUGUCGCUUUAUCUUUCUGAAUGUGAACAUGCAAAUUAAACUGAAAAUUCAAACGUCUGUGUGCAGUUUGCCAUCAGAGCCAAAUCAACUUCUUGUAAUUCUUUGUAAUCGCCACUAGGGGGCGAUGUCAAUAUAUAUAUUUUUUCUCCUCAGUAAAUCCGAUAUGACAUGAACCUAGCAUUAUCAUCAAUCAUCAUCACUGGACUCCAUUUCCCAGGAUUCCUUUCUGCAUUGUUCCAGGUUUCACCGCACCCCAAAUAAAGACUACAUUUCCCAGAAUUCAAAGUGGCAUACACUCGACUGCUCUGUAUCCAGUUGAGGAUAAAAAUGUGACUACAUCGCCCACAAUCCCCUUCUGUAGAGUGAAGUCACCCCAAGACGGCGAUCGGGGGGGUCGUUCUGGAUUACUUCCUCACAGGACUUCAUUUCCCAGGAUGCUUCACUCCACCCAGCUCCAGAAGGCUGAGCGACUCAUUCGGCCUCCGCCGACUUCACACAGCUUGAUUUUAUUAUGAUCUUAUUUUGCUUUUCCACUCCUCCCACGCCCGCUUUCCAUUGGUCAACCCCAAAGAGAUGACAUCAUCGGACUUCAUUUCCCAGGAUGCUUCACUCUGCCCGGCCACACUGAUGACGAAUGAUCAGAGACUCUCACUGCAGAGGAGGGGAAAGUCCCCUGGAGUCCUGCCCGCUACACUGGAGGCUGGAUGAGACUGUGUGUGUGUGUGUGUGUGUGUGUGUGUGUGUGUGUGUGUGUGUGUGUGUGUGUGUGUGUUUCCCACCACCAUGACAUCAUGGUCUUAAUAUUCCAGCAGUUUGAAUAUAAAUAACCUCCUGAGUGUCUGAGGAAACGUCACUGUUUCCUGCAGGAAGUUUCCUUUCAUUUCAGUUUUUCUGGUUGAAAUCGUCGUUUUGUUUUGUGACAGUUUCUCUGUUCACCUGUUGACUACUCAAACUACGGCUCGGGGCUCCAGAACGGGUCGGCAGACAGCGACUUUUGGGCCCCUGGAUGUUUUAAGACGUCCCGCCGUGAGAGAUUACGCUCCCCACCGGGCGCCGGGACGAGAAAACAUGAGAACUUCUGAGUGAAUUUAAGAACUUUUGUUUGUUUUUUUGUCCUGAUUUUGCUUCGGCCAUCCGAUCAUUUCAUCCUGCAUCUGGAGGGGAAACCACCUCUCCAGUGUUUUAUUGCUUUUUAUCAAGUAUUAUCAUUAUUAUUUCAAUACGUCUCACAGAUUUUGUUCUCAGUCUCUUACUGUUUGUUGUUGGGUUUUUUUCGGGGAUUGGAAUGCAGAGAGUUUUCUGAGCGAUGAUGAACCCCAAACCCCCCCUUUUGUUUUUUCUUUGUUCCCUGAAUUUUCCCUCUGCAGCCGUUUUGCAUCCCGAACAUCAAACAGUCCCACAUGCUGACUUAGUGAAACGGGGAAGCAAAAUGGUGACGCGCACCGUGUGAGGAGGACAUGUGCCACUGAACAAAAAUAAACAAUUAAAAAUCAAGAGUUUGUUCCCAAAACAAUAUCUGCUUCCAUUUGGGAUUAAAAAAAAAAAAAAAAAAAAAAAAAAAAAAGUAAAAAGUGACAUCAACCAUUUUUUCCCGUCCGCGGUUUAAAGUUUAACCAAAUUUAUUCCACUGCUGUUUUUUGGAUCAUUGAUUGAAAAAAUAGAAUUUUAUAGUUUAACACAACUGAUUAUCCUCAAGUAAUUUAUAGUUUUUUGUUCCAAUCUGAGCUUACAGUACAGAAGUACAGAAAUUAUUUGGAUAUGAAGCAAAGUCAGAGUAAAUAAUCAAAUUGAUCUUCAUCACAUGGAGCUGCAGUUUUCUGAUUUGUCUGAUCAUUGUUGCUCACAGUGAAUCACAGUAACUCAGUUAUUAGAUCAAUAAAGAGGCAGAUGUACUUUAUUGAUCCCACAUCAGGAAAUGUUGCUGUUGAGGAGUGAUCUCAGUCUGUGUGAGUUUGGUGUUUUGGGAACACGCUCUUUGGGACGGGAAGCUUCCAGCUGAAUCCGUUUCACGCGGCGACUCAGGCCGGGCUGUUGUCCACCGCUCCGGGCGGUUACCGUGGUAACCGCUGAGUCACGGUGUUCUCUUUGCCAUGGCGACGGGCCACUUCCUCCCCCGGCCGAGGCCCGAGAGCCAGACGUUUAUUUUAAGGAACGUCUGAGCUGCUCCUCGGAGCCUCGUGCUGCGUUCAGGCGCCCCCGCAGAGCGUAGGACCUCAGCCCUUUUCUUCUCCUCUUUAUCAAUUUUUCCUCUCAACCUCUUUUUCCUCAACUUCCAUCCAGGAAACCGCUAUCACCAGGAGAACCUUCCCUUCUGUCUGUAAAUGUUUUCGCUGUUGAUCUGUGCUGCUGCCAUGGAGACGGCCAUGUGCUGUUUAGCUGCUCCAGAGUGCUUUUACUUUGAAAAAGUACAACAACAACAAACAACAUUUGGAACAAAUCCAUCCACAUAUGUUUUCCACUUUGUACACAAAUGUAAAAAAGGACAAACUGAAAGAAGACACACACUGUUUGAAGGAUGUGUGUCAAAAAAAGAAAAAGUCUUUCUGAAUUUCUGAAUUAUGUUGAAUUAGUACAAAAUCAGGUUUUUUCUGGUUAUUUCAUAAAAGAAGAUGAGCACAGUCACACUGAGCCUUCUGCACUUCUUUGUUGGUGUCACUGAAGUCACUGGCUCUUCCACAGAUAUCAAUCUCAUCAUCAUCGGCCAAUCAGGAUUUUUUAAAGAAAUAGGAAAUAAUCUUAAACACUAAAGCGACACUAAAGCAAGUCAACACACAGCAACACGAACGCAGCACAACACUAACAAUCAGCUUUAAACACAACAACGUUCAGCAUGAUGAUCCUGUCAUGGAGCUGUUGUACGCAGGUACCCCCCUCUGACCGACCAAUGAGAGCGCACGUAUGACAUCAACAUUACAUCUUUGUCGGCACAUGUCCCACCUCACUUCUCCUUUAAUUCUCGGGAAACGUCCCUCUGUGGUCGGGACGAGGUUCUGCCAAAGAUCUGCACCUUUAAUGUUCAUGAAAACACAGCUCCUCCUCCUCCUCCUCUCACACACACACACACACACACACACACACACACACAGAAAAAUAAUGGUUGCUUCUUUAAAUUGAAUUUAAUCUUGGAAAAAAAACUUUGAAAGCCUUGAAAACCUUUUUUUCAUGGAAUAUCUCAGCUCCAUCAUUUUUCUCUCCUGGCCCUAACACACCACCGUGAGUUUGGACCAUUUACACAAAUAGUUCUUGGUGGAACUUGAAAAAGAAGAUUUUCCCAGCGCAUCACUCUGAAGAACCUUUUUCGGGUUCCAAACAGCACCUUUAUUUUUCUGUGUUCUCCCUCCCUCCUCCCCCCACCAGUACAGCAACACUGGAGAACUCCUUCCCUUUACGUCUCCACACGUUCCACACACACACACACACACACACACCACGUUCCACAGGACGUGUGUGGAGCAGCCGGCCGCUCUCUCUGUGUGGAGAGACGAGACCUUGUUGUGUUCAUCUGCCCUUCUUCAUUCUCUGUAAUUAUUUGGAUGUUUUGUUUUGUUGUGCUGUUUAUUGAAGAUGUGUGCGUUAUUGAUUUUAUUGAAAAGUGUCUGUAUUAUGAAAAUAUGUUGCCUCGUAUCGUAUGAAAGCUUUUGUUAAUAGUGUUGAGCUCCACGAUGCCUCCAACCUGCUGCCACGACUGAAAAUCACACCGGACUUUGAUUACAUUUUUAUUUUAUUUUAUAAUAACUGUUUUUUGGGGUUUUUUUUUUUUUUUUUUGGCUGGUUCUUGUCUCAGCGGCUGUGUUUACAUGCUCACCAGUGUCCUGCUCAUCUUUCAUUUGAAUCUGUUCAUCCUUCAUUAAUAGACAUGAUUUUUGCAACUUAGCCUUGAUGUGAAAUUUAUUUGCAGAUUCACAGAUUAACAUUUCAUUCUCAUCUGAAUUUGAUUUGGAUUAUUCUGGAUUAUUGAUGAUGAUUUUUUUUUUAAUCCUCUUACAAACAGUCGAUUUCCAUACAUUCACAGAUCUGGGAGGUAUUUUUAACAAGGGGAAAAAUAAUUAUGAUGAUGAUAAAAAUAAAUGAAUAACUCAAUAAUCCCAGGUGGGUUCAUUCUCAAAGUAAUAUUUCAGUGUAUCACACAAUUUUUGUUCCACAUUCUCUUUUGUACUUUAUACUAAAGAUGUUUCGUUUUGAAAAGCAACAAAAUCCACAUUUGUGAAUAAAAUACUGAGCCAACAUUAUAAUAUGGUUCAGCAGGAAUUCAA
Molecule: messenger RNA, 5546 nt
Organism: Myripristis murdjan (pinecone soldierfish)
Lineage: Eukaryota; Metazoa; Chordata; Actinopteri; Holocentriformes; Holocentridae
Gene: cdc42se1
Product: CDC42 small effector 1
Exons: 6
Coding region: 410-739 (109 amino acids)
Biological process (GO): regulation of Rho protein signal transduction
Cellular component (GO): plasma membrane
Molecular function (GO): small GTPase binding
Source: RefSeq, a predicted model, not a curated record